ACUGUAAUUAAAAAAUACAAAGUCCCUCGCAAUGGGUCUUCGUUCUCGUGAAUCGCUAGUAUGGGGACUCGGCCUGACCUUGCUCUGCGUGGCCGUCGGCGUCCUAGGUCACGGGCGGCUGAUGUACCCUCCGAGUAGGUCGUCAGCUUGGAGGCUCGGCUUCGACACCCCAGAGAACUUCAACGAUAAUGAGCUCUUUUGCGGGGGCUUCGGGAUCCAGUACGGACAGAACGAUGGCAAGUGCGGGGUCUGCGGCGACAAUUGGGCCGACCCUCAACCCCGAGACAACGAGGCCGGAGGAACGUACGGGACGGGCCUCAUCACCGCUAAUUUCACGAAGGGACAGGUGAUCACCAUCGAAAUCGACUUAACCACCAGCCACAUCGGGCACUUCGAGUUCCGUCUCUGCGUCAACAAUGCUCCGGACAAGAUCAUUACGGACGAGUGUCUCGACGAACACCUCCUGCAGUUGGCUGACGGUUCUGGGCCCUUCUUCACCGUGCCUGAUUUCAAUGAGGCUUACUUUUACAUCGACAUGAAGCUUCCUGACGACGUGGAGUGCUUCCAGUGCGUCCUUCAGUGGCAUUACCAGACAGGUAAUUCGUGGGGAGACUGUGGUAAUGGCACAUCCGCCUUGGGUUGUGGCGACCAAGAAGUAUUCAGGGGCUGCUCUGAUAUCGGAAUCUAUGCUUAAGAUUCCUUAUUCGCACCGUAGCGGGUCUGGUGUCUUGACUGUACGAAUAAAGAUAUAUUUUUUAUGGA
Penaeus indicus is the source of this 762-nucleotide messenger RNA. RefSeq lists its product as uncharacterized. The record is from RefSeq and is a predicted model, not a curated record. The transcript has 5 exons. Bases 32 to 694 code for a protein of 220 amino acids. NCBI's taxonomy places the organism in Eukaryota, Metazoa, Arthropoda, Malacostraca, Decapoda, Penaeidae.